CUCAGCUCUUCAUCAUGCCUGGGCUUUAUCUGCUUAUUGUUGUGCUACUGGAUUGGGAAGGCAUCGCCUUUGAAUCUUGAAGACCCCAAUGUGUGCAGCCACUGGGAAAGCUACUCUGUGACUGUGCAAGAGUCCUACCCACAUCCCUUCGAUCAGAUCUACUACACCAGCUGCACUGACAUCUUAAACUGGUUUAAAUGCACGAGGCACAGAAUCAGUUAUCGGACAGCCUAUCGCCAUGGGGAGAAAACCAUGUACCGGCGCAAAUCCCAGUGCUGCCCGGGCUUUUAUGAAAGCAGAGACAUGUGUGUCCCUCACUGUGCGGAUAAAUGUGUCCACGGCCACUGCAUUGCUCCCAACACCUGUCACUGUGAGCCUGGCUGGGGUGGAACCAACUGCUCCAGUGCUGUCUUGAGAAGCUGCUUUUAUCAACUUCACUUACUCACUUUGGAACUGGAGAGACGACUCGAUCUCAUCAGAAUCAAGAUUCUGACAAGAAGACUGUGGAAGAAUUUCACAUGUACUCAUACUUUGUUUUGUAAAAACUACAGCUAUGAGAUCGAGAUAAGCUGUGAGGACCUUUGUCCCCCUGGGAAGCAUGGUCCACAGUGUGAGCAGAGAUGUCCUUGCCAAAAUGGGGGAGUGUGUCACCAUGUCACCGGAGAAUGCUCUUGCCCUUCUGGCUGGAUGGGCACCGUGUGUGGUCAGCCUUGCCCUGAGGGUCGCUUUGGAAAGAACUGUUCCCAAGAAUGUCAGUGCCAUAAUGGAGGGACAUGCGAUCCUGCCACAGGCCAAUGUCACUGCAGUCCAGGAUACACGGGGGAACGAUGCCAGGAUGAGUGUCCCGUUGGCACCUAUGGGGUUCACUGUGCCGAGACCUGCCGGUGUGUCAACGGGGGCAAGUGCUACCAUGUGAGCGGCGCGUGCCUGUGCGAAGCAGGCUUUGCCGGAGAGCUCUGCGAGGCUCGCCUGUGUCCCGAGGGGCUCUACGGUAUCAAGUGUGACAAGCGGUGUCCCUGCCACCUGGACCACACUCACAGCUGUCACCCCAUGUCUGGCGAGUGUGCCUGCAGGCCAGGCUGGUCUGGACUUUACUGUAAUGAGACAUGCUCUCCUGGGUUCUACGGAGAAGCGUGCCAACAGAUCUGCAGCUGCCAGAACGGAGCUGACUGUGACAGCAGGACGGGACAGUGCACCUGUGCACCCGGAUUCAAAGGAGUUGACUGUUCUACCCCGUGUCCUUUGGGAACCUAUGGCAUAAACUGUUCCUCUCGCUGUGGCUGUAAAAACAACGCUGUCUGCUCUCCUGUGGAUGGGUCUUGUAUUUGCAAGGCAGGCUGGCACGGGGUGGACUGCUCCAUCCGCUGCCCCAGUGGCACCUGGGGCUUUGGCUGUAACCUGACAUGCCAGUGUCUCCAUGGAGGUGCGUGUGACACCCUGGACGGCACCUGCACCUGCGCCCCCGGGUGGCGCGGCGGGAAGUGCGAGCUGCCCUGCCAGGAUGGUACGUAUGGGCUGAACUGUGCCGAACGCUGCGACUGCAGCCACGCAGACGGCUGCCACCCCACCACGGGCCACUGCCGCUGUCUCCCCGGGUGGUCAGGCAUGCACUGUGACAGCGUGUGUGCUGAGGGGCGCUGGGGUCCCAACUGCUCUCUGCCCUGCUACUGUAAAAACGGGGCUUCGUGCUCCCCCGACGAUGGCAUCUGUGAAUGCGCUCCAGGGUUUCGAGGGACCACGUGCCAGAGAAUUUGCUCCCCUGGGUUUUACGGACAUCGCUGUAGCCAGACGUGCCCGCAGUGUGUCCACAGCAGCGGCCCAUGCCACCACAUCACGGGCCUGUGUGACUGCCUGCCCGGCUUCACAGGGGCCCUCUGCAAUGAAGUGUGUCCCAGCGGCAGAUUUGGGAAAAACUGUGCAGGAAUUUGUACCUGCACCAACAAUGGCACCUGUAACCCCAUUGACAGAUCCUGUCAGUGCUACCCGGGUUGGAUCGGCAGCGACUGCUCGCAGCCCUGUCCACCAGCUCACUGGGGCCCGAACUGUAUCCACACCUGUAACUGCCACAACGGAGCCUUCUGCAGCGCCUACGAUGGGGAAUGUAAAUGCACUCCUGGCUGGACUGGACUCUACUGUACUCAGAGAUGUCCUCUGGGGUUUUACGGCAAGGACUGUGCUUUGAUUUGCCAGUGUCAAAACGGAGCCGACUGCGACCACAUUUCCGGGCAGUGCACCUGCCGCACGGGGUUCAUGGGACGGCACUGUGAGCAGAAGUGCCCUGCUGGGACUUAUGGCUAUGGCUGCCGCCAGAUAUGUGACUGUCUGAACAAUUCCACCUGUGACCACAUCACCGGGACCUGUUAUUGCAGCCCUGGCUGGAAGGGGGCGCGCUGUGAUCAAGGUAGGGAGUGUGGUAAAUCACCACCACUGCCUCCUCCCGAGAGGGCUCCAGUGCACACAGAAAGUAACUCACAGACGGUGCCUGGAGUAGGCCUCGUUACAACUCUGCACCCCGUGUCUGACCUGUCUCCUUUUCUUCUUGCAGAAACCUUACCACACGGCAGCGUGUGUGGGAAUGGUAACAGCCACUACUUCACCAACCCCAGCUACCACACACUCACCCAGCGUGCUGCCUCCCCCCACUUUAACAACAGGGAGACGCUCACCAUCGCCAAGGCAAAGAACAACCAGCUGUUUGUGAAUCUUAAAAGCGUGAACCCUGGGAAGAGAGGCCCCGUGGUGGACUGUGCCGGGACGCUGCCUGCGGACUGGAAGCAGGGCGGCUACCUCAAUGAGCUCGGUGCUUUUGGACUUGACAGAAGCUACAUGGGGAAAUCCUUAAAAGAUCUGGGAAAGAAUUCUGAAUAUAAUUCAAGCAACUGCUCCCUAAGCAGUUCUGAAAACCCAUACGCCACCAUCAAAGACCCGCCAGUGCUACUUCCUAAAACCUCCGAGUGUGGCUACGUGGAAAUGAAGUCGCCAGCGCGGAGAGAUUCCCCCUAUGCCGAGAUCAAUAAUGCAACCUCAGCCAACAAGAAUGUUUAUGAAAUCGAACCUACAGUGAGUGUCGUCCAAGGAAUAUUCAGCAAUAAUGGACACCUUACCCAGGAUCCAUACGACCUGCCAAAGAACAGUCGCAUCCCUUGCCACUAUGACCUGCUGCCAGCCCGGGGCAGUUCAUCUUCCCCUAAGAGAGAGGAUGGUGGCGGCGGCAGCAGCAGCAGCAGCAGCAGCAGCAGUGAAUGA
This is a messenger RNA of Dipodomys ordii (Ord's kangaroo rat), 3246 nucleotides long. It is a transcript of the gene Megf10, whose product is annotated as multiple EGF-like-domains 10. Lineage: Eukaryota; Metazoa; Chordata; Mammalia; Rodentia; Heteromyidae. Gene Ontology annotation, molecular function: protein binding. The record is from RefSeq and is a predicted model, not a curated record. The annotation marks the transcript as partial. Gene Ontology annotation, cellular component: membrane. The transcript is spliced from 25 exons.